UUCAUAAAAGAUACUCCCAUCAAAACCAUAACCAUAACCGCCCCUUGGUUUAAACUUCCCCUUCACCAAGAAACCAUUUCCUAUAUAAACCCUUCUCACAAUCAUUUCCCUCACAUUCCAAAUAAAUCACACACAAAAUUUCAACCCGAAUUCAACACAAAAAUAACCAUAUUUUCUCUUUCUUACAAAAAGAUCCAUAUUUUCUCUCUCUUGCAAAAAACCAAAAAAUGGACAUAACAAUGGGUUCCAUGGACACAUGCAAACCCAUGAGCAACAACAUAUGUUGCCCAGCGAAAAACGGUGACGUCACUCAUCUCCAACAAUCGGCUCCCCACGCCGCGCCAUUAGCUCCACCCGACUCAACACUUGGACGCCACUUAGCGCGCCGCCUUGUCCAAAUCGGCGUGAAUGAUGUCUUCUCGGUCCCUGGAGACUUCAAUUUAACACUCCUUGAUCAUCUUCUAGCUGAGCCGGGUUUAAACUUAGUCGGCUGCUGUAAUGAACUUAACGCCGGAUAUGCAGCCGACGGCUACGCUCGCUCACGUGGAGUCGGCGCGUGUGUUGUUACUUUCACUGUUGGUGGGUUAAGUGUAUUGAAUGCUAUUGCUGGUGCUUAUAGUGAGAAUCUUCCAGUAAUUUGUAUUGUUGGUGGGCCUAACUCGAAUGAUUAUGGUACUAACCGGAUUUUGCAUCAUACCAUCGGGUUACCCGAUUUCAGUCAAGAAUUAAGAUGCUUUCAAACUGUUACUUGUUUUCAGGCUGUGGUGAAUAAUCUUGAUGAUGCUCAUGAGUUGAUUGAUACGGCAAUUUCGACGGCGUUGAAGGAGAGUAAGCCGGUUUAUAUUUCUGUCGGUUGUAAUUUACCUGCGAUCCCACAUCCGACGUUUAGUCGCGAACCGGUGCCGUUUUCGCUUUCCCCCAAGUUGAGUAAUCAGAUGGGCCUUCAUGCUGCAGUGGAAGCUGCAGCGGAAUUCCUCAAUAAGGCUGUGAAGCCAGUCAUGGUUGGUGGGCCGAAACUGCGUGUUGCAAAAGCUUCUGAUGCUUUUGUGGAACUGGCUGAUGCCUCGGGUUAUGCUUUGGCAGUGAUGCCCUCAGCAAAAGGCCUAGUCCCCGAGCACCAUCCACAUUUUAUUGGGACUUACUGGGGAGCAGUGAGCACUGCUUUUUGUGCUGAAAUUGUAGAGUCAGCUGAUGCAUACCUGUUCGCCGGCCCAAUUUUCAACGACUACAGCUCAGUUGGCUAUUCACUGCUUCUCAAGAGAGAGAAAGCAAUCAUUGUGCAGCCUGAUAGGGUGGUGAUCGGAAAUGGGCCUGCAUUCGGCUGUGUCCUGAUGAACGACUUCUUAAGGGAGUUGGCUAAAAAGAUCAACAAAAAUGGCACUGCAUUCGAGAAUUACAGCAGGAUAUUUGUACCCGAAGGAAAGCCUCUCAAAUGCGAGCCUAAUGAGCCCCUUAGGGUGAAUAUAUUGUUCCAACAUAUUCAAAAUAUGUUGACAAGUGAUAACGCUGUGAUAGCUGAGACGGGUGACUCAUGGUUCAAUUGCCAAAAGUUGAAACUGCCUGAGGGUUGUGGGUAUGAGUUUCAGAUGCAAUACGGAUCCAUUGGUUGGUCUGUUGGUGCGACCCUUGGCUACGCCCAAGCUGUUCCAGAGAAGCGUGUUCUCGCGUUCAUUGGUGAUGGAAGUUUUCAGGUGACGGCACAAGAUGUAUCUACUAUGCUGCGAUCUGGACAGAAAACUAUUAUCUUCCUAAUCAACAAUGGUGGAUACACCAUCGAGGUUGAGAUCCACGACGGUCCCUACAAUGUCAUCAAGAAUUGGAACUAUACUGCACUUGUUGACGCUAUGCACAAUGGUGAAGGAAAGUGCUGGACUACUAAGGUUACAACCGAAGAGCAGCUCGUGGAAGCGAUUGAUACCGCAACAGGACCGAAAAAGGAUUGUUUCUGUUUCAUUGAAGUGAUAGUGCACAAAGACGAUACAAGCAAAGAGCUGCUCGAAUGGGGCUCUCGAGUUUCUGCUGCCAACAGUCGUCCCCCAAACCCUCAGUAGACCACAAACCCACUGUAGACAACUCGAGAAAAACAUACUAAUUGUCCCAGUUUUUGUUUCUGUUGUUUUCUGGUUGCAUAAAAUGUUCUUCAAUUGAGUUUAUGUUCAAUAAUCCUUAAGCUUAGCUGUGGUUUAGAAGAAGUAUCAUGUCUUAAUCUUCGGAUGCAGAUCGCUUGUACAUACUUUUUUUCUUUUUUUUUUUUUUUAAUGAGUAGGUGUUGAUUCCGCUCUAAAACAUUUGAUUCCGUGUGUUCUGCUUCAAUUUAUGUGUAAUAGCCUAAUAGGAAUACUUCUCAAAACACACGUAUGUUUAUGAAUUAUAUUUUCUCUUCAUCA
Messenger RNA from Amaranthus tricolor (Joseph's coat), 2387 nucleotides. RefSeq names its product pyruvate decarboxylase 2. The record is from RefSeq and is a predicted model, not a curated record. NCBI's taxonomy places the organism in Eukaryota, Viridiplantae, Streptophyta, Magnoliopsida, Caryophyllales, Amaranthaceae. The coding region runs from base 228 to 2051 and encodes 607 amino acids. The transcript has 6 exons. Gene Ontology annotation, molecular function: carboxy-lyase activity; thiamine pyrophosphate binding; magnesium ion binding.